Molecule: messenger RNA, 2239 nt
Organism: Nilaparvata lugens (brown planthopper)
Lineage: Eukaryota; Metazoa; Arthropoda; Insecta; Hemiptera; Delphacidae
Gene: Zip71B
Product: zinc transporter ZIP6
Exons: 9
Coding region: 286-1728 (480 amino acids)
Biological process (GO): intracellular zinc ion homeostasis; zinc ion import across plasma membrane
Cellular component (GO): membrane
Molecular function (GO): zinc ion transmembrane transporter activity
Source: RefSeq, a predicted model, not a curated record
AUUUUAAUUCCACUAGGAAGCAGAUAACGUGAUAGCUGCUUUAUCGUUGUUGUUUAUAUACUCUGUGAGGUGCAGAUAAGUUAUUGUGAGAGUAAAACAACAGCAGACAGUUGUCCUCUUCAAUUGGAUUAAAUUGCUCAACAACACUCUUAUCUUUCAAUUCAAGAAACUGGCACCAGUAAUCGUUAUGAAUUGCCAAUACACACAGUACACCUUGAUUUGGAAUUAUCAGUGAGGAUUGUGUUUCUUUCUUGACUAUUUUAAUUUAGUGAUCUUCUAUGAACAAUGAUGUCUAAUAUAGAGGUGAUGUUUAUAUUAACUGUGUGCACCACUAUUGUAACAAGCACGUCGAACGUAACUCAAGUGAAUAAUGAUUCUCCAGCGGAAACAUUUUUUCUUGAUUAUUUAUUCAACAAGUAUGGAAAUAAUGGAAAAAUAUCGUACGAGGGAUUUGAGCACCUACUGGACAGCUUGGGAUUGGGUCAGUUAAAAUUCAGUCACGAGCUAGACAAGCACAGAAUAAAUAAUGGAUCUUUCGAAGAAGUGCACGAUAAACUCAAUCUUCACACACACAACCACCUGGACAGGAGACGGCGGUCACCACACAAUGUUGAGAAGUCAAAAGCAUACAGCAAUGGAGUAGGAAACAAUCUGUACAAGAAAGACUUUAAUCACUGCUACACACCAGAAGAGAUGCUCAUGAUCUACAAACUUGAACCGAAUCAUCAGCUUGGUUUAUCGCGCAGUAAUUUCUUGCACAUCUGUCCGGUUCUUGUAUUCCAACUUGACAAGAAAAGUUGUGUACCCGGCCGAGUUGAAGAGCAUCCUAAUUCUGUGCUAACUGAUACGUAUAUAGUGUGGACGCUGGCUCUGCUUAGUGUGUUUGUAAUAAGCUUGGCAGGACUGAUUGGAAUAUCACUUGUGCCAUUCCUUCAAAGAUUCUUCUUUGAAGAAAUACUUGGUUUUCUUAUGGCGCUAGCUGUGGGUACACUCUGUGGCGAUGCACUUCUCCAUCUUUUGCCUCACGCGUUUCAAAUGCAUGAAGAUGAAGAUCCCAACAAUGUUACCUAUCGAGCUGCUAUUGUUUUCCUAUCCAUUCUGAUAUUUUUCGUAAUCGGAAACUUUAUGCAUAGCCAUGGUCACACACAUGAGGAAUCCAGCAAUAACACUGAACUUGCGCUAAAUGCAAUGAAGGGUGAGGAGUCAGGGCAAUUCCUUGAGAGCUCGCACACGCACGCAGGCGCCAGAAGCAACAUGAAUGUGGCGUACAUGGUGAUAAUGGGAGACGGCCUGCACAACCUGACUGAUGGCUUGGCCAUUGGUGCCGCCUUCGCAGGGGACGUCGUGUCAGGCAUCACCACAGCCAUCGCUGUUCUAACACACGAGUUGCCGCACGAACUCGGUGACUUUGCUGUUUUACUGAAGACUGGAAUGACUGUUAAGCAGGCUGUUUUCUACAACAUAGUAUCAUCGGUCAUGAGCCUUAUUGGAGUUGUAAUUGGGCUCAUGUUGACCAAUUUGGCAUAUGCAUCUUCAUGGAUCUAUUCCAUCACAGCUGGCGUUUUCUUGUACAUUGCACUCGUCAAUCUGGUUCCAGAAUUGAAGAAAUCUACAGAAAACACUCUAAGCUCUCUUUCCAUCAACGUAGCUGGUUUAAUUGCAGGAGCUGGAAUCAUGUUUUUAAUAGCAAUAUAUGAACACGAUCUCGAGCAUCUACUUGGAAACUGAAGGAAAAUAAAUAUUAAUAUACUAUCUACAAGUUUCAUAUAAAGGUAUUGAUUGAAUAUUGCUUCUCAUAUAAUGAAAAAAUUGUACUAUACUAAAAAAAAGAGUUCAGAGACUUGUAAUUUCAAGGAACUAUGGAAAACCGGCCUUUUCCUACUGAAAUAAUCGAUCUUUCUAUCUUCACAGAUAAUGUAAAACUUUGUAAUUGGAUUCCAAGAUAUUCUUUUAAAUUCAAAAACACGUCUCAAUUCUGCUUAUUUAUGACGUACCGGUAAUUUUAAUAUAAUAUUAUAAUGGUUUGAAAGUACCUACCAUCAAUUUUUUUCCUUUAGCAUUUUAUUGUCAAAUGGAAAAAUCUAUGUGAAGUUAAUGCCAAAUAAUUGUCAAGGCGAAUAAGCCAAAGAAUUAAAUUAAAUUAAUUGAUUAAUCAUUAGUCAGUAAUUUUUUUAUGUAAAUAGCUAAGUUUGUAAUUUUAUAGUUUCUCAUUUUAGAAUAAUAAAUUAAGUUCUAUCUA